UGUGGCUACAAGCUGUGUGUUAUGUAUGCAAAGGUGCAAAGCAGUGCUCAUGGUGUGGCUGUGCUGUCCUCCCUGCAGCUGUCUCAGGUGGGGACCAGGGCCCUUCAGGGCUGCCUGUGCCCCUCUGGCUGGCAGAGAUCUCACUGCCCUUUGAUUGGGAUCCUGUGGCUGGCUGCCUCAUCUCCUCAUGCCUGUAAUGCACAGCAAUGUCCCUCUGCAGUGCCACACUGCCUGGGACUUGUCAUGCUGGCCUGCUGACACGGACCAUGUCCCUCUGGGGGUCCUAUCAGCAGUGCUGUCCUCAGGAUUGUUUUUCAAGACAUGGUUAUUGGUUUAAUUUGCUUAAAAUUUGCCAUAAGGAGAAAUAGGCUAUGAGGUCUUUCUUCCUGGGAGGAACUUGCACCAGGCAAAACCUGUCACAGAGCAUUUGCUGCAUGCUAUCACACUGUUCUGCUAAGAAAAAGAGCAAGUGAAACUAAAAUAGUUUAUGUUGCUGUUGAAAUUUCACUCCAUUAUUCUGUAUAUUACAUGUACUUUUAGGAAGACCAGAUACUUUAGGAACCAGGUUGGUUGAUGCUUUACAUCCUGAAAUCUCAGGUCUCUGACACCUUUGUCUCUGCUGUAGAUAGUUUUGUUGUUGCACAAAAUCAUGAAUUUCAAUGGGGAGUAAGAAGAAAAGGAGCUCUCAGCCUUUCCCACAGAGUGGGAAGCCAUAAAGUAGAUGGAUUUAAUACACCAGGGUGAACUUACUGACCCUGUGAAGACUUCGUCUGAGCCCUUGAAGUCAUCUUUAAUGAUAUGAUCAGUUUUAAUACUUGGUGGUGGUUAUGCAAAUUUAGAGACUGAAAUAAUGCAUGUUAUAAGAUCUAGAGCCACUGUAGCUAAUAUUUUUGACUAUAUAAAGUUUGCCUACUUGGACUUUCUAGAAGAACUGUUUGUCUGCUACGUGCUGACAAAAGCUAAGCAGUCCUUAGUUUUCCCCUGGAAUCUCUUAAAUUACUUGUUCUUGUGUCUCUUCUGGGGAAAGAACACUACUUCAUACCAUAGGGAAUAUGUAUUUGUUCUGAAGGGUAAAUACGUGAUUUUGAAACUGUCGUUUUUUGAAGGAUUUUAAUCUAAUAUUUAGCACUCAAUGCAAAUUUAAUAACUCAAAUUUAUUUUGUUUGAAUGGGCCUCACACCAAAAGAGUAACAUAAAUAGCCAGUUAUUGGUGUUUUAUAGGAGGAUCAGGAGACAUACGAUCUGUAAGGCUUUAGAUUUUUUUAUUGUUUUCUUCUUUUCAAAUCCACGGUAAAACUAAUGGUGUGCACCUUAGGCAGAGUGUAUUAAGCUGCCACCUGAUCAAACCCUAUCACUGUUUUCAGUAAAGCAACUUUAUAAUUUGCAAAUAUUAUGAAUUAUGAAUAGUGAUUAUUUUGUGCUCACUUCUGGAUUCUGCAAGGAUUUGUCACCAAAAAAGCCCCAGUACAGCAGCACUCUUUAGCAAUUCCAUGUCUGAAGUUCUGUUUUGUAUUUGUUAACAUGUUUUUAAUUAAAAACUCAUAUUUUAUUAAAAUAAUCAGACAAUCUUAAAAGUGUUUCAAUUAUUGGCAGUUGAGAUAUUGCCUUUUUUAAUAUAAUUGUCUGUAUUGUUGACCUUUCUGUGACAUUUUCAGAGUCAGUGUCACAUUGAGUACACAUCUGGGGUCAUCUUUUUUUUGGUUUUCUGAUUUUGUUUUAAAAGCACCAUUAGCUUUGUCAUUUCACACUGUUUUACUUUCUAACAGUUUGGACCUUUCCUUUGUUAAGGCAACACUGGGGAGCUCUGUUGGCAUUUUUAAUACUUUGGGAUGCAUGCUUUCUGUUUCUGAAGAUCUAAAAAUAUUGUACAAGUGGUAAUUAUUUAAUAAAUUAUUUUUAAUAACUAGAAUGUAAUAAUCACUGUAGAACACUGAUAGAUCAUUCUACUUCUUUAUAUGUGGAAGAGAUACCUUUUGAACUCUUCUGCCUUUUGUCUCCUAAAGGAAACUUUAUCAAAAGAUAAAAGCUUUUAACUCUGAACUCAUUGCUGGGUAGCUUAGGUGUGCCUUUUGUUUAACUGAGAGCAUCAGCAGAGCAUGUGAAUUAGUGAAAGGUGAUGCUUUCAUGACCAGACUAGCCAGAAGAGUUUCAACCAUAGCCUUAAGAAUUCUACUUUUGUUGGGGGUUUUUGUUUGUUUUUUUUUAAUGUCUAAUGAAGCUUGAUCCAAAUAGAUUUGUCUUUAAGUGCCAAUUGAGGCACAAUUCAUUUUCUCAAGUCCAGCUAUGUUGGUAAAUUGGGUUUUGUUCAAAACUGGAAUAUAGAAAGAGUAAUGUUGAAGUGUUUUGGGAUCUGCUCUGUGAAUUCACUUUGAGGUGAAUAGAGCAGACAGCUCCUGGCCCUGAAAUCAACACAACUACAGGAGGGAUUUUGGUUAGUAAGAAAUAUCACAGCAAUAGAAAAGUUUCCUUUAGAAAACAGACUGUCUCCUCCUUGUUAAGAGGAGAAUUUCUUUAAAACAUAUAAUUUGUUUUAAAAGGGGUAAUGUAUAUUAUGGUCCAGACCCUGUGGGUAUUUUCAUCACUUUAGAUAAACAUUUGGGAAUCUUUAGGAUUGUUGGAAAUAUUUUGGAUUAUUUUACCACAUUCUUUUUAUGUAUCUUUUUAAUGCUUAUAAAUAAGCAUUACAAUAUUUUAACUUCUUAAUUGAAAGUACGCCCCAUGAUUUCAAGUACUCCGUCAUGAACUUGUAAGGAAAUUGUUUUAUUGCUAGUGUUUAAAUACUGUUCACUACUAUUCUUAAUCUCUCUCUGUCAUUCUCAGGUGGUGUUUUUUUACUCUGGAAACUGAACUUGAGUAUUACAACUGAAUAAUGAUACAAUUAGUGCAAGCCCAGUCUAAUUUUAAUUUUUAUUGAUUUUCUUUCCUGAGGUGAAUUGUAGUAAAGAAAAAGCACUGUGAAAUAAGUCCAAUAACUUGAUGAAAACAACAUGUCAGUUGCUCAGAGCAGGGUGCUGAUAAUACCAUAUCAUCAUCAAGAGUGUUUACUCAUCAAGAGUAGAUCUUAUGAAGUCUGUUAUUUGGGGAGUAAUUUAAUUAUUUGAAUAAUAUCGAUGUCUUUGAAUAAUGUACUAUAAGAAAUUGUUAAAUAUUUAAAUACUUAGACAUCACCAUAAUUUUGAGAAAUUUUGUCAUUACCUUUGGGACUAUGGGUUGGCAUGAGAACAUUUAUUUGAUCAUAUUGGUCUGUAAUGGGUUUUAGUUUAUGAGGAAGCCGCAGUGAGCUGUUCAUGCAGCAGUACCUAUUGAAAUGUUUCACCCCAAGCUUGCCAAGUCUGAGAUGUGGCACUGUGUGUCUUAUGGUAAGCUCUUUCAGAGCAGAGAGAGGGGACCCUGGGAGGGGGAGGUGUUUGGGCCAGUGUGGGUUGGCUGUGAGGUCCUUGCUGCCUGCAUGGUGCUCCUGACAGGAGCCGUGCAGGAGGCGGUUGCGCCAGAAAUGACAACUCUCACACAAACUGCUUUCAGGUGAUUUACGGUUGAGAUGCCUUUGGAUCCCUGGUGGAACUGCUUGGCAGGGCUUUGGGCUUUGUACUUAGAAACCUAAAACCCAGUUCUCUCCAAGGUAUAAGUGACAAGUUGGUAUUGAGGCAGAGCCUUCAAAAGUGUGUUUUGUUCAUCAGCUGUCGGAAUGUGUGAGGCUUCCUCCCUUAACAAAUGGUAACAAAACAGAUAAAAGCCCUUACAUGGUGUUUGAUAACAUCUUUGAAGGUCUCAGGAGGCCUGUUAACAGUUGGUUGUAUGUGGGAUUGUCUUCCAUACAGUCCUUCAACAAAGAAGUUACAAAAAUAAAUCCUAUCAGUUUUUCAGGGAGGAACAUGAAAAUGAAGGUUGCUAAGAACCCAUGAGCAGUCUGUUAUAACAAAUGAGUGCCAGGAGAUGUGGGCUUGCUUCAGGGUCUUUGCUACCACUGAGCAUUUUAAGACAAGUAUUAUAAUUUGAUCAUGAAAGGAGUAAGUUGAAAAUUGUAUCAGAAAUCACAGAGCAGUUGUGGAUAUUAUUUGUGUUUGACUGACAAUAUACCGGGGAGAGAAUGUAAUGAUACAUCCUUGUCAUUCAAAGGCUUUAUUUUUAGUCUUACUUUCACAGCUGUUGUCAUCUCCACCACUGUAAAUCAUUCAUACAUCAUUAACAAUUUAAGCUGUGCAUGUUGGUUCCUGAAGCAUGAAUUGGAGUAUAAAAUUCACUUUAUCAUCCUACUGGUAUCAAUUUAAUACAUACUGGUAUCAAUUUCUCCUUAGACCCAAAUUCUCUUUGACUCUCAAGUUGUCUACUAAGUAAUUAGCAGUAUGAAAUGAUACCUUCCUAGUGACUGAAAGACCUUCAGUUUUAGUUUAACUUAAAUUUUAUGAUUUAAUCCUUUAAUAUGUUAAGUCUUUCUCCUUUUGUUGCUUUAAAACAAAGGUGUAAUGAUCUGGAUUUAUAUGAAAUCUUACAUGAAUUUUCAUAGUUUAUAUUGCUGAGUCCUAAGGCUUCCCAUGAUUGCCAAAAAGUUGAAAGACUGUUGUAAGUACAAGCUUUGUCAUAAAACCUGAGCAAUGCACAAUUGAUUUUGAGUACUUAAAAACGAAAUACAAUGUCCCAUUGUAAAUUUUAAAUUCCCAGGUUAGGACCAGGAUAUUGAGCCCAUUGUUUUCAGACACACAAUUUUUAAAUACACAUCACUAACAAGAGUAUUGCUGUUACUUCAGGAAUUACACUGUAACCUGUUUUUGUACCUCAACUCUUUUAACUCUUUCCACAAGGGACUCAGAAUUUAAAUCUUUAGAUGCUUGAUUUUUUUAUAAGUUUCCUCUUACAGGCUAUUUUUAUUCCAAGGGCUUACAAAGAGGGGUUUUACUGAAUCCUCUUCCAUUCCUGUCACCAAGUAAACCAUGCUAUGGUUUCCCUGAUGUUCAGAAAGAGGAAAAAAAAAAGUGUUUAAAGUUUUUCUGUGCUAUGAUACUCUACAGCACUUGAUUUGCUGCUGUAUAUGCUCACUCCUGACUGUGAUUGGAAUUCAGCUAGGGAAGUUUUUUAAAGGAAGGGUCUUGUUCUAUGAGUUCUCAUGUGAAACUGAGGCAUUUUUUCUGUUGUCACUCAGGAGCAAGGUGCACACCUAAUUUAUAGUUAAAUUUGGGAAGCGUAAGUUACGUUUUAGUGUUUGUCAAUAGUGUUUUACAGAAGUUCCAGUUAUUGUCCAUGGAGAACUCUCCUUGCUUAAUAAAUGAAUUUAGAAACUGUCAUUCAGCUACCAAAAAAAUGUUUAAUUUGAAUCUUUAGAAAUGGGCCACCACAAAUAAAUUUAAUUAGGACAUGCUGUCCCAGAAAAAAUUCCUGCUUGACUUUGAAGAUCUGGAAUGAAAGUAGUUAUUAGACAACAGCCAGCUACAGGACAGAAGAGGCAGCAGGUUUUUUGGUUGUGAGUUUUGAUUUUUCAAAAUUUAAAUCAUAAUGUUUGCUUAUUUUUUUUCUUGCAUGUUGAUAUGUCAGUUCAAAGUAUAGCACAGUUCAGCAUGAAUAAAACUUAUUUAGAGUGAUGGAAAAUGGGGCAGUCAUUGAAUGUAGUACUAGCAACACUGAACUAACUAACGGUAAUAAUAUUACAUGUUAAGUUUUAAAUGCUUUAUCCUCUUCCCCAUUCUUUUUUGAUAUUUAAUUGCAUGUAAUUGAAGAAAAAGUAUCACAUGGCACAAAAACUGUCCUGAAUGUUGUUUAAUCAGAAUGUACUGUCUUCUUUCAUGCCCUACAUUUUAAUUUAGGCGUAAACUUUUCCAUACAGUUUAACUAUAAAUACUGAUUUUUAUUUAUUUUUGUAUCAGAAGACAAAUGGAUGACGCUGUGACUUUCUCUGGGUGUAGCUCACUAGAUUUUAUUGAAAUCCACCCUCUCCAUACUGUAGCAGUAUGAAAGGAAAUUCUUUUCUGCAUUUGCUUUUUUAAUGUUUAAAAAAAGCAAUCACUUGAUGAGAUUCUAAGGUUAAUGACUGACUUUUAGGAGAAACUGAGUUUGUCAUAUCUACCUCUGAAUCACACAUCCAGUGUCUGAUUCCCAAGUCAAUGCGAGUUGAUAAAUAAGGGCUUGAUUUUUGUUUUGUGUUUUUUGGGUUCUGUCUGCCUUUUUAUUUUUGUUAAUGGACCGGUCAUGUUCCUUUGUCUUCUCUGCAAUUUCAAGUGGAGAUAAUCUCAUAGCUAAAUAAACUUUUUCUGUCUCGUUCCAUACACUGAAAACAUUGUUUUUAUUUGUGACUGUAUGCUCAGAACAGUUGGAAGAUAACCUACCUAUAAUGGAAAAAUAUCAUGAGAAGAGUAAAUGCAAAAGUGAAGGGAGGAUAGAAAUACAAGUAGCCUCUCUUGUUGCAGCUUAUUCAAACUCUCAGGUGCUUACCAGGAAGGAAUGCAAGUUUUGAUCCAAAAGUUCAGAGGAGCAGGACUUGUGUGUAAAAUCCAUGGAGUCAUUCCACUUCCAGUAUCUGCAGAGGACGUGGCAGGCAGAUGGGUGAUGGAGCAUUGAAGGAGAAAUGACAUGGUGACAAAACUUGAAAGGUGUGGAGGACAUACUAAUCACAGUGGGGGUUUGUGGAGGAUGUGUUGUUUUCCCUAUGAGUUUCUGACAGCAUAGCACAGUGAAGAGAUGUCGGGAUGGGGCACAGGUUGAACAGAAACUCACAUAGCUGUGUCUGGGCCUGAGGUUACUUAUUUAUUCCAUAGGUCUUAACAGUUACCUGGCAUAGCAGGUCCAAAAUAGAUCACCAGUAGGAAAAUUACUUCUUGCUUUUUCCUCCCUUAUUCUGAUCACUGAGGUGUUUUCGAAACUCAGAAUUUUUAAUGGAAACUAGAUGUUAGUAAGUGCUAAAACAUCUGUCCCUGAGUCAAGGUUUCACACUCUCUGUUUUGCAUCCCAGACUUGUAAGGGGAAGUAUUGCUGUGGUGGGGUAAAUCUCUGUUUGGUCCCUUUAGAGGAGAGGCAGCAUCCUUCCUUUUCAUUCCAGCUGAAGUCAAAGGAAGGCUGGAGAUCUGAGCAGGGCAGGGUGAUAAAUCUGGAGAGUGGGACUUGCUGCUUCUCCUGCCAGGACAGGGCCAUUGUAAGGGACUCUCAUUCUCUGAGGGGAUGCUCCUAUAGUAAAAGCUACAUGAGCUGAAGAGAAACUAAAUCUUUCGUGGCUCCCUCUUUGCAAUGUCUCUUGACUAGGUAAGGCAACAAAACUUUGAUGGUUGUAUUGCUGGAGGUGGAAAAAUAACAGAACUUUUCUAUGACUUGAUGAUCUGCUUGUUUCUAAAUACAGUCUUCUGCCUUCAUGGACUGUGUUCAGAGCAACAGGGUAAAACUGUGCUAGUUUUAAUCACCUUCAGCAUCCUGGCAAAGAUGCUUCAAGAGAUUGUGUGUCACAUACAGAAUAGCUUUCUUCAGAAGUGGUGCUUCUUUCCGAUGCUAGUGGUCAGUUACUUUAUGAAUUGAGCUUCUGAAAUCAAUCACAAAAAUUAGAAUAAGCCUCAAUGGGCUCUUUCAAACAGCUCUUUUAAAGGAUAUGUUCCAGCUGUUCAUAUGGAUAGAUUAUUUUAACCUCUUAGUACAAUAAAAUGCUUAUAUUCAGUUAAAGCCAUCUAAUUGGAUUCCUACUCAUAGUCUCUUUUUCUUCAUAAAAAGGUAAUGGUGUGUCUUGACUUUUAUUUUAUUGCAGUCUGGCCUAUUUCAAUUGAGCUUAACUUCAUUAGGGAGUGCUUAACUUGGAUAGAAACAAAGCUUAUUUUCUUACUUGUGUUAAUAUGGCACUAAUAAUUCACUGAACAAGCCUAAACCUGUGAGGAUGAGAGCAAGGUCAACAUGAACUACCAUGUUAUAAUUUAAGAUUAAGUGUAUGUAGCUUUUAGACAAAGAUAAUUCCUGUGAAUAUGUGCAAUAGGAAGGCCUGGAGGAAGUUUGAAAAGAUAAAUUUGCAUGUGGUAGAACAUUCAGAGACCUCUCCACAGUGGUAUAUAGGCAAAGGCACAUUGUACACAUCAGCUCAUGCUGCCCUUGUUUUCAAUUUUCAUAAGGGUUCAUUUGUUGCAGUCUGAAAGUCAGUGGGAUGUGAGGAACCUUCACAGGACCCUGUCUGAGCUUGGCAGCCAGCAGUGCUCACAGGGACCACAGCUAUCUAUUUGUUCUUUAAACACCGCCUUUUGUGUCAUUCACAUUCCUCAUGACUUGAAAAUAACUAAGAAAAUGUUCCAACAAUUCACAACUAGUGUGUCACUCAGUAGAAUUUGAUUGUAUUGGGCUGUACUUGUGAGGUAGCUCUUGGAAAAAAUCUUUGAUGGCAAGGCUUUCUUGGAUUUCUUCCACAUGGAAUCCUAACUGUGACUUAAAUCUGUAUUGCAUAAGAUUUCUUUUGUGAUAGAUUAAUUUCUUAAUUGUUACAGUUGCAUAAAACAGAUUUGUUUUCCUCUCAGUCUGUCCAGCUUCCUCACGACAGACAGGAAUUCUGAGCAUUUGAAUAUCCUGAUAAUAAUAUCCUUUUUGAAAGGAUUGAAGUGUCACGUUGAAAUUAUAGAGUUUCUUAACUAGGCUAUCAAGCAUAAGGCUGAUGUGUUGCAUUGUAUUCCCUUCCCUGGAAGUGUUUCGGGUAACAUGGUUAUAUGCAAUAUAUAUUAAGCCCUAAGUAAUAAAAAUUAACUGAAUUAUCUAGCUAGCUUUGGUAUUUAUUCUGUGCUUGGUCAAGAAAUUGGGUUAAGUGCAAGGUAUGUAUAGAGCCAUGAGCAGUACAGUAACACAAAACAUUUUGUUAUCAUUGUUACUUGUUGCCUUUUGGAUGGUGUCAAGGUUGACUUAGAUUCUCAUAGUUAGCAAUCAAACUUGUCCAUAAUCUCAUUGAAUAGAUUAAAAUAAUGCAGCAUUUUGUGGAAAAGGACUGUGUGCAUUUGUAAUGGUAGGCAAUCUCUAAAAUAAAAAGUAAAUAAUUUGAGAUUUAAAAUGAAAAUUAUGGUAUUGUGUAAUUUUUUGUUACUAUUUUAAAUAUUUUUUUUAGAUGCAUACUAUGACUGUCUUCACUAAUGAUUCCUCUUAAUGGAAAAGCAAUAAAAAUGUACAGUCCUGCUCUAGGGUAUUUGAAAAUUGCCUCAAGUUUUCUAAGUAGCUCAAGGCAUUUUGACAUGGUUGCUUCUGAAUUCAUUACAUGGACAUUUCCCAUCCUUAUGGUAUUGAUUUGGCAUGCUCUGGAAUCAUGAUGGUUGUGAAGUCCCUGGCUGGCAGUGGAGAAUUAAUGUUUGGUGUGACAGAAAGAUCACCCAAGAAAAGUGGGAAAAUAGCUGAAAUAGCUGGAUGUUUCUGUUAAAAUGUGUCAGUGCUUGGCUAAAAUUAUGGCACUUAAACAGAUUUACAUUUUGAACUAUGAAAAAGAAAGCAUUUGGGUUCCAGCUGGUAAUUAACCCCUACCACUUUUUCCCUGGCCUCAGCUCCUCUGGCAGGGUAUUUCAGUGUUGCUCUAAAAUGUAAAAUAAAGAUGGUUGAAAAUGAUCUCAGGUGGAGUAAUUUUCAGUAAGAGAAAAGUCUGGGGACAGCAGAAAGCCUGAUAUAGGGUCAUUCCUGCCAGAUACAACUGGUGUAAAUGACUGCUGCUGCCUCCCAGAGCAAGAUAACCUGCUCAGUCAGCUGGAGCCCCCUGCGGACAGCUGUCUCGCUUUUAGCUGAUGGAAAACUGCUAUAACCGCUGAAUGGAAGAGCGUGGAGCAGCGACCAUACCAGCACGAGGAGCUGCUGCAGCAGCAGCAGCCAGAGCCAGCGAGGACUCUAUUGUUCCCUGGUGUUAAACAGUUUUUCCUUUUCAACUGCCAUGCACAACAGCGGGAGAGAGGUUUCCAGUCCCUUUCUCCCCGUGAAGAAAUUCUGAGGAGGGGAGGAUCGUUUGGGGAAGGCUUCGUGGUGGUGCUGCGGGUUUUGGACGCAGCAGCAGGCUGCCGGAGGCAUGGGGCUGAGCGAGGGGAGCGCUUCUCUCUGCCGUGGUCCAGGGGUUUCUGCCGUGCCCGCUCGGUGCGUGGGAGUUCUCAUGCUUCUGCUGCUGCUGGGAAUCUGGGACGCUCGAGCACAAAGUGAAUUUCAAACUUCAUCAGUGUAUUUGUGGAAGACUGGUCCAUGGGGGAGAUGCAUGGGAGAUGAAUGCGGUCCAGGAGGCAUCCAGACGCGAGCGGUGUGGUGUGCCCACGUGGAGGGCUGGACCACGCUGCCCACGAACUGCAGGCAGCCCGAGCGGCCCGACAACCAGCAGAGCUGUUUCCGUGUCUGUGACUGGCACAAGGAACUGUACGACUGGCAGAUCGGCAGCUGGAACCAGUGCCGGCCUGUCCUCUCCCGCAGCCACGAGAAGCCCCUGGAGUGCCUCAGAGGGGAGGAAGGGAUCCAGACAAGGGAUAUCACCUGUAUACAGAAGUCCAACGGGGUUCCAGCUGAAGAUGUCAUCUGCGAGUACUUUGAGCCGAAGCCGCGGCAGGAGCAGGCGUGCCUCAUCCCGUGCCGGCAGGACUGCAUCGUGGCCGAGUUCUCGCCCUGGUCCGAGUGCUCCAAGACCUGUGGCAAUGGGCUCCAGCAUCGGACUCGGCACGUGGUGGCUCCGCCGCAGUUCGGCGGAUCAGCUUGCCCCAACCUCACGGAAUUCCAGAUGUGCCAGUCCAGCCCGUGCGCUGUUGAAGAAAGCCUGUACAGCCUAAACGUGGGACCAUGGAGCGCAUGCUCGGUGCCCCAUUCAAGACAAAUAAGGCAAGCAAGGAAAAGAGGGAAGAACAAAGACAAGGAAAAGGACAGAGAAAAGGCGGUUCGAGAUCCUGAGGCUCGUGAAUUAAUUAAGAAGAAGAGGAAUCGUAACAGACAGAAUAGACAGGAGAACAAAUACUGGGACAUACAAAUUGGGUACCAAACAAGGCAGGUCACGUGUACUCACAGAAAUGGGAAAACUGCUGCUCUGAGCUUCUGCAAUCAGGAAAAGCUGCCCAUCACAUUUCAGUCCUGUGUGAUCACGAAGGAGUGCCAGGUGUCAGAGUGGUCAGAAUGGACCCCCUGCUCCAAAACCUGCUUUGACAUGACAACCCCUAAAGGGAAUCGUACAAGAUCACGGACCAUUAAGCAGCUCCCCGUUGGCAGCGAGAGCGAAUGCCCACAAUUGGAAGAAGCAGAGCAGUGUGUUUCUCAAGGAGAUGGUGUAGCACCCUGCAUUACGUAUGGCUGGCGCAGCACUGAGUGGACAGAAUGCCGCGUGGAUCCUCUCCUCAGCCAGCAGGACAAGAGGCGAGGAAAUCAGACAGCGCUGUGCGGGGGUGGCAUUCAAACCAGGGAGGUGUACUGUGUGCAGGCCAACGAAAAUCUCCUCUCCUACCUAAAUACCCUCAAGGAUAAAGAAGAAAGUCAGUCACAGAGCAAGUCGAAGGCUAGUGCUGCACCUCUGCUAUCAAUCACUUUUGAAAUAACAGCUUCAAGGCCAGUAGACCGUAAACUGUGUACAGGACCUCUUCCCAGCACCUCCCAGCUGUGCCAUGUUCCCUGUCCUACAGAGUGCGAGACCUCAGCAUGGUCAGCCUGGGGACCAUGCACCUAUGAAAGCUGUGACGACCCUCAGGCCAAGAAGGGCUUUAAACUAAGGAAACGUCGCAUCACCAAUGAGCCUACAGGAGGAACAGGAAACUGUCCUCACCUUUUGGAAGCCAUCCCAUGUGAAGAGCCUUCUUGCUAUGACUGGAGAAUAACAGGGCUGGAGGAAUGCAUUCCUGACAAUGAAAAGCCAUGUGGCCCUGGUACACAGGUUCCUGUUGUUGUCUGCAUCAACAGUGAUGGAGAAGAGGUUGACAGGCAGCUGUGCAGAGAUGCCAUCUACCCGAUCCCGGUGGUGUGCGAAGCGCCGUGCCCGAAGGACUGCGUGCUCAGCGCGUGGUCGGCCUGGUCCUCCUGCUCGCACACCUGCUCCGGCAAAACCACAGAAGGGAAGCAGAUGCGCGCCCGCUCCGUCCUGGCCUAUGCAGGAGAAGGAGGAAUGCAGUGCCCGAACAGUAGUGCCCUGCAGGAAACACGCAGCUGUAACGAGCACUCUUGCACUGUGUAUCAUUGGCAGACUGGCCCGUGGGGACAGUGCAUAGAGGACACGUCUGUCUCUGCUUUCAACUCCUCUGCCAGCUGGAACGGGGAGGCCACCUGUUCUGUGGGGAUGCAGACAAGAAAGGUCAUCUGUGUGAGAGUCAACGUGGGACAAGUAGGCCCAAAAAAAUGCCCUGAAAGUCUUCGACCUGAAACUGUGAGACCUUGUCUGCUUCCCUGUAGGAAGGACUGCAUUGUGACUCCAUUCAGUGACUGGACACCCUGUCCUUCUUCAUGUCAAGAAGGGGGUGUCACAGUAAGGAAGCAGUCUCGUCACCGAGUCAUCAUCCAGCUCCCUGCCAAUGGUGGUCGGGAGUGCCCAGAUUCUUUGUUUGAGGAAAGGGAAUGUGAAGCUUCUCCUGUUUGUCAUAGCUACAGGUGGAAGACUCACAAAUGGCGCAGGUGCCAGCUGGUACCAUGGUACGUGCGCCAAGACAGUCCAGGAGCACAGGAGACUUGUGGACCUGGGCUGCAAGCAAGAGCAAUUACUUGUCGCAGACAAGAUGGAGGACAAGCUGACAUCAGUGAGUGCCUUAAAUACUCUGGCCCAUUACCACCCUUAACACAGAUGUGCCAGAUUCCCUGCCAAGACGACUGUCAGUUUACGAACUGGUCAAAAUUUUCUCCCUGUAAUGGGGACUGUGGAGGAGUCAGGACAAGAAAACGCACUCUUGUUGGAAAAAGUAAGAAAAAGGACAAAUGUAGAAAUUCUCAGUUGUAUCCUCUGAUUGAGAAUCAGUUUUGCCCGUGUGACAAGUACAGCGCUCAGCCUGUGGGAAAUUGGUCAGACUGUAUUUUACCAGAGGGUAAGAUGGAAGUGCUGCUGGGAAUGAAGGUACAAGGAGACGUUAAGGAAUGUGGACAAGGCUAUCGUUACCAGGCCAUGGCGUGCUAUGACCAAAACAAUCGACUUGUGGAAACCUCACGAUGCAACAGUCACGGGUAUAUUGAGGAAGCCUGUAUUAUUCCAUGUCCCUCAGACUGCAAGCUCAGUGAGUGGUCCAACUGGUCUCGCUGUAGUAAAUCCUGCGGGAGUGGAGUAAAAGUUCGGUCUAAAUGGCUUCGUGAAAAACCCUACAAUGGUGGAAGACCCUGUCCAAAGCUAGAUCAUGUCAACCAGGCACAGGUGUAUGAGGUAGUCCCCUGCCACAGUGACUGCAGCCAGUACAUAUGGGUAACUGAGCCCUGGAGUGUCUGCAAGGUCACCAACGUGGACUUAAAAGAGAAUUGUGGAGAAGGUGUUCAAACAAGGAAAGUCAGGUGCAUGCUAAACACUGUGGAUGGUCCUUCUGACACAGUAGAAGACUAUCUGUGUGAUCCUGAAGAUAUGCCACUUGGUGCUAGAAAAUGCACGUUGCCAUGUCCUGAGGACUGUGUUAUGUCUGAAUGGGGAUCAUGGUCUCAGUGUUCUUUGCCAUGCAAUGGAAGCAGUGUCCGUGAAAGGUCAGCUGAAUGCCUUAGACAACCAGAUGAUGGAAAGCCUUGUCCUGCUGCCACCGAGUCAGAAGCCUGCACUUUGAACAAGAACUGCUACCACUAUGACUACAAUGUGACAGACUGGAGCACGUGUCAGCUCAGCGAGAAGGCUGUCUGUGGCAGCGGUAUCAAAACGCGGAUGCUCGAUUGCGUUCGCAGUGAUGGCAAAUCGGUUGACCUGAAAUACUGUGAAGAGCUUGGUUUGGAAAAGACAUGGCAAAUGAAUAUGUCCUGCGUGGUGGAAUGUCCUGUGAACUGUCAGCUCUCUGACUGGUCCACUUGGUCUGAGUGCUCUCAAACAUGUGGCCUUACAGGAAAAAUGAUCCGAAGAAGAACCAUAAAUCAGCCAUUUCAGGGUGAUGGGAGACCUUGUCCUUCUCAGAUGGAGCAAUUCAAACCUUGUCCAGUAAAACCUUGUUAUCGAUGGCAAUAUGGUCAAUGGUCUACAUGCAAAGUAGAGGAUGCUCAGUGUGGAGAGGGAACACGAGUGAGGAACAUCUCCUGUGUGGUUUAUGAUGGAUCCAUUGAAGAUGUUGGCAAAGUAGUAGAUGAGGAAUUCUGUGGAGAAAUAGAGCCUAUUAUAGAUGGUGAUAAGAAGAUAAUACUUGAGGAAACCUGCACUUUCCCUUGUCCAGGGGACUGUUACUUGAGAGAGUGGUCAGAAUGGAGCCUUUGCCAGCUAACCUGUUUUAAUGGUGAGGAUCUUGGUUUUGGAGGAGUACAAGUCCGAUCUAGAGCAGUGAUCAUUCAGGACUUAGAGAAUCGACAUCUUUGUCCAGAACAGGCUUUGGAAACAAGACCAUGCAAUGAUGGGCAGUGCUAUGAGUACAAGUGGAUGGCUAGCCCAUGGAAGGGAUCCUCUAGGACCGUGUGGUGCCAAAGGUCAGAUGGUUUAAACGUCACAGGGGGCUGUUUAGUGAUGCGCCAACCAGAUGCUGACAGGUCAUGUAACCCACCGUGCAGCCAACCCCACGCUUACUGCAGUGAGACUAGGACAUGCAGUUGUGAAGACGGAUACACUGAAGUGAUGUCCUCCGAUGGCACACUCGAGCAGUGCACUCUCAUCCCAGUGGUGGUGAUCCCCACCAUGGAGGACAAAAAGGGAGAUGUGAAAACCAGUCGAGCUGUGAACCCUACCCAGCCUUCCAGUAACCAGACAGGACGAGGAAGGACCUGGUUUCUGCAGCCUUUUGGGCCAGAUGGGAGGCUGAAGACCUGGGUUUAUGGUGUAGCUGCUGGUGCAUUUGUUUUACUCAUCUUUAUUGUUUCUAUGAUCUAUCUAGCCUGCAAAAAGCCAAAGAAGCCCCAGAGAAGGCAGAACAACCGACUGAAACCUUUAACCUUGGCUUAUGAUGGAGACGCAGACAUGUAAACUACGACUUCUCAUGGAGACAAAUGGAGUUUAAACUAUAGGAAUGAAAUCAGAAGGUGUCCAAAGCCACAGGGAUUUUCUAUGGAGUGGAUUAAGUGUUUUGAAUUUUUCUUUUUUGUAACUGCACCAUUGAUAAAGAAGGAUGGAUUUCACAAUGCCUACUGAUAUUCAAGGUAUUAUUGCUUUACUUUAGACCAUCAGCACCGAGAAAUCAGGCAGAAUCACAUUAAUAGACACUGCAGUUGGAGAUUUGUGGUGUUUCCUCAGUCUUAGAACUGAGCACCACUUCUGCCUCCAGAAUACUGUAUCUGACAUAGUAUUAACACUUGGAAGCCCCUGCAUCAUUAACCAAGUAUAAUCAGUACGCAUGAGGAGUUUGUACCAAGCUAUGACUCUUUAUAUUCAAACAUAACAUAUAUACUUGAUUGAACCAUAUGUAUUAUUCUAUCAGAUUAUAUACGUGAUGAAGAGCAUUUUAGUGCUUAGUACAAUAUUAACUUUUAACUGGGAUUAACCCACUGAGCAAGUUCAACAGUUUGCCAGUUGAUGAUAACUUGUGUUCACCUGUGUUUCAGAGGGCAAUGACUCACUUGCAAAAUUCUGUCCUGCUACCACUCCAAAUUAUAAAGGCCUCAUGUCUACAUCCAGAGAGGAGGCAUUGUCAGAUUCACUAUUUUCUAGUGGUUGGUGUCUGGAAAAAAUACCUGCUGAAAAUGUUACAAUACGUUUCUACUUUCUCUAACUCAAACUGUUGCCUGCAUAUUUUUUGCUACAUGUAAGGCAAAUUUUUGCACUAUAUUAGUGCAGCAUGAUAUGCACUUAACUAGUAUUGCCAUAGAAACUGCCUCUUUUCGGAAAGGAUAAUGAUGUAUCUAGUGCAAGGAUUGUCAAGUAGACAGGUCUUGAAUCCUGAAGAGAGUAGUGUUCAGUUUGGACUGCGACGGGAUGGAAUCAGCUACGACAUUUGCUGUACACGCACCGUUCCUCAUCACAGCAGCCAUUUGUACUCUACACCAUGGCAGUAAUACAAGUGUCUAGUUUCUUGCCCCAUCUACCUAUACUGGUAUAGAUUGUCCUGCUGGUUUCUAAUUGUACUUUGAAGGCUGUUUAUGACUAGAUUUUUUAUAUUUGUUAACUUUGUUAGAAAAAAAAGAAAAGAAAAAGAAAAGUGGUUGCCCUGUAAUCUUGAGUGACAUACUUCUUGUCUAAAAAGGUAUUCUGAUUGUUCAACUAAAAUAAAAUGGUUUUUCUUUUCUUUCCUUCUGUUAAUGAGAGCUCUUUCACUGUUACUGGCAGUGUAAUACUCAGAGACGUUUUGUCUUUUCUAAUUGGGAUCAUUCAAUAGACUCUUUUAAUUAUUCAGUUAAACUCCUGAGUGUACUGGCAAGUAAAAAAUAAGAUCAAUAGUUCUGCCAUUGUAAUACUCAUGACUUUUUAAAAAACUCUGGCAGUAUGAAAACUCACUGUUAACCUCUUCCAUGCUUAUGGCUUUUCAGUGUUAGGCUUCAACAUGAAGCUCAUUGACUUGCCACUCAUGUGACAUGGCUGUUACGGAGGUGCUCCAUGACCUGAGAAGGGUUAUUCUCCUCAAAUGGCUUCUGUGUGCAGCCAGAGCGUACAAGUGACUGUGCCACUGCUAAGCAAUACAAAACUUUAUCAGGCAACCUCUCAAAAAUAGUUGUUACAUAAAGUUCAAUAUUAGGUUCUCAGGUCUUUUUUAUAACCUAAACCACUUCUGCCUACUCAUCACUCUAUUUACUCAAGAAGCACCAGUUUUUGCACACUGAAUAAAACUAGCUUUGCAAACUUUGGCCCAGAUCCACUGAAAUCAAUUACAAGACUCUCAUGGACAUCAAUGGGUAAUAUCAGCUCUUAAAAAUACACGCCUUUGUUCUACGUAGAAUAAUUCUUGAAACCAAUGAACAUUUUGUGGUUAUUCAAGAGAGAUUAUGGUCCUACUUUAACUUAGCUGCCAUAUUAUCAGUGUGGUGUUACUGCAUCAAGAAAAUUACCUUCAUCCCACUGUGUAGGUAUUCCCCAAAUGGGAAUGAUGAGCAGAGGAACAAUGGUAACAAUACUUGGUGCAGGUUUAAUUUCUCAUUUUAUACCUUGAUCCAGCUGCAGCUGAUGAAGUUUCAUGGCCACCUGCCACUGCAGUGGUGCGUUCAUAUAUGUAUUUCAGGACUGGAGUAUUCAGUCUUAUGUCACUUUGUAAAGGUCCAUUGCAAAAAUACAAAUCUUGAUAAUUUUAAUUUUCAUCAUUCUUGAGUAGAGAACAAGAAAAACCUGUUUGAUUCCUGUUUUGUCAGACACAAAAAAAAAAACCCUUGGAAAAAUUAUAAAGUAUUAAAGAACAAUAACUACACGUGGAGACAAAUUUUAAUAAUCAUUUCUGGUUUUUAAAACGUCUGAUUCUGUGCUGUCGAAUAGUUUUGGACCAAGAGGGCAUUGAGGGAACAGGGUUUCUUUCAUUGGCGAUAAGUCUUCUUUAUGACACUGGCUGGUCUUAGCAGGAGCUGUUGCCUAGUUCUUGCCUUGAAGAAUUUUAUGCCCUAAAUCUAAGCAUUUAAUAACUUAAAGGUAUGACAUCUCCAUUUCCUUACCACAUUAAAUGGAUGGACAGAGAGAUAGGAGGGUUUUUUAAAGUCUGUUUGGCCUUUGCAAUCCAUGCAAGUGUUUUAGUAUGUGUUACAUUUUAUAUCUGAUCAGUGAAUAUCUGGUGCACAUCUGCAUCAUACUAGUGCUGCAUUUAAAAUCUAGAGUGCGUUUUUAUUAUUAUUUUUUCUAUGAACAGAGUGCAUGGAAAUUUGAAGCCAGAGCGGCUUCCCUCAUUAUUAAGAAAAAAAUACUAGGCUGUAAGGAAAGCUGAAAUUUUAUGUAAAUCUAAAUGUUGCAAAGGUGAUCAAGCCCUCUAGCAUUGAAACAGAAGUAAAUAAUAUGUGAAUUAUCAAUGUAGAAUGAAAAGCAAUUUGCUUUAAAAAUCAGAGUGCUUCUACAAAUCCAGUGCCUAAAGCAGCCACUACUGUAGAUUAUUAGUUUGUGAAAGUAAUGUUUCCAGUGAUCAAAUAAACCAUUCAGAAAAUAGCAAAGUAGGUAUUUUCCUGUUGAUGUGGUGGUUUAUAUUUUUCUUUUUAAAACUGUAGUUUCUAGCUUACUGUGUCUGCUUUGAGUCCUGGAGCAGUUCCUUUUUGAAGCUUUGAUGCAACUGCACAAGCCUAUUUAUAGUUGGUAUAAAGCAUCAAUUUUGAAACCCCCUUCCUCCUGCCAAAAUGUAAUAAAGUUUUUUUUCCAAUCUUACAAUUUGAAGAGAGCAAUUUAAAAACUCUAUGUGUAAAUCACUGUAAAAUAUACCUUGAAUUAAAUGGAAAUCUGUCUUUUUACCUUUAUGUAAAUCGUUAAGAGUUAAAAGUUUAUUUUGCCUAACUUAAUUUACUUGAAUAUUUAUUUUGUAGAACGAGGAGGCAGCUGUCUGAGGAAUGUUUACUUUUUUUUUGUUAAUGUUAAUUUGUAAAUUCUGUAAUGCAUUUUUAUUUUUUAAAUUAUGUACAUUUCUUUUUUAAUGCACAAAAUGUUUACGUACAACUACUACUGCAAAUUUGUGUAUAUUGUCACUAAGCUUUAUUCAGUUAAUACAGAUGAUGUGAAAAUGUAGCAAGUCUUACAUUUUCAUCUGGGUUAUUUUUACAUAACUGAUGUAUUGCUGACAAUAAAUAUAAACACAAAAUCAUUUAAUGUCAUUUUUUUAAAAAUAAAUGUAGUAUUCUAUGCUGGGAUAGAGUAACAAUAAAAGCCAGAUCCCUAAAAUAUGACCAGCUUUUAAAUAGUCUCUUCUUUUUUCUGAAAGGCAUUAGCAAACAUAUUCUUGUUAAAAAUUAGUCUUUCUAUUUAAAAAGAAAAAUACUUUCUGAUGCUAUAGUAAAAUCAAGUCUGUUGCUACAGUCCUAGUUGACCUGGAAAUUUACAAAACAUAUUUUGUCGAUUGAUAAAUAUCCAAUAAAUGAAAUUUUGAAAAAUAA
This is a messenger RNA of Motacilla alba alba, 18993 nucleotides long. It is a transcript of the gene THSD7A, whose product is annotated as thrombospondin type 1 domain containing 7A. Gene Ontology annotation, biological process: actin cytoskeleton organization. The record is from RefSeq and is a predicted model, not a curated record. The transcript is spliced from 33 exons. Bases 9977 to 14977 code for a protein of 1666 amino acids. Gene Ontology annotation, cellular component: plasma membrane. Lineage: Eukaryota; Metazoa; Chordata; Aves; Passeriformes; Motacillidae.